Macroventuria anomochaeta is the source of this 704-nucleotide messenger RNA. RefSeq names its product 54S ribosomal protein L12, mitochondrial precursor. Gene Ontology annotation, biological process: translation. The transcript is spliced from 2 exons. The record is from RefSeq and is a predicted model, not a curated record. NCBI's taxonomy places the organism in Eukaryota, Fungi, Ascomycota, Dothideomycetes, Pleosporales, Didymellaceae. Gene Ontology annotation, cellular component: ribosome. Bases 19 to 561 code for a protein of 180 amino acids. Gene Ontology annotation, molecular function: structural constituent of ribosome.
CGAUACAGACAGCACAACAUGUCCGCCCCCGCAUCUCGCGCCCUGAGGCGCUGCGUCUGCGCCGCCCGCCCUGCGAUGGGGGUCCGCCCGGCCGUUGGAAGAGCACAGCAGAGGAUACAGCGGAGAUGGCAGUCUGAUGCGGCGGCGCCUGCGAACCCCAAGAUUGCGACGAUUGUGGAUCAGAUCAGCCAAUUGACGCUGCUCGAGACAGCAGACUUGGUCUCGACACUGAAGACCCGCCUCAACAUCCCCGACAUGCCCGUGGGCGGCUUCGCCGCUGCCGGUCCCGGCCCCGCCGCCGCAGCACCCGUCGAAGAAGAGGAAGCCGCGCCCGCCGCUGCCGAGAAGACGCUCUUCAACCUGAAGCUCGAGAAGUUUGACGCCGGGUCGAAGCCCAAGGUGAUCAAGGAGAUCAAGAGCAUGCUGGGCCUCUCGUUGGUGGAUAGCAAGAAGUUCGUUGAGAGCGCGCCGAAGAUGAUGAAGGAGGGUGUGCCCAAGGAGGAGGCGGAGAAGAUUGUUGAGACGCUGAAGGCGCUCGGUGCGACCGCCGUCAUGGAAUAAGCUGUGUUUUGCGGGACGGCGUGCAAAAGGGAGUGGAGAGAUGACACUGUAUCAUAGCGAGCUGUGGCGUGUACAGAUAUGUAUGGCAUAUGACAUUGGUCGAUCUUCUUGGAUGUGUUGAGUAUACGUGCAGUACAAUAGAC